AUGCUACUGCUUCUCACUUGUCAGAGGAAAGAAAGAGGGAUGAAGUGUUUUCCGGCAGAAUGUGCAUUGGGUUGGUGGAGGUCUACACAAGGAGGUGAGGUUUUGCUUUUAGACUUAUCUUCCAUAUUUGUUGCCGAUUUUUAUUUAUUGGCUGGUGUGUAUGGGAAGAAAUGGAUUAUAUCAAGCCGCAGCAUUACCUCCGACUGGGUAUAUAGAGGGGAAACUCCAGAUCUACCUAUUUUAAUCAAGUUUGUUUAUUCAUUAAUAGCAUUAAGAUGGCACUUAAUUUUAAAUGAAUUUUAUAUUGAAAUUUUCGCAAUCAAUCUCAUUUUUACCUGGUAG
Echinococcus granulosus is the source of this 342-nucleotide messenger RNA. RefSeq lists its product as hypothetical. The record is from RefSeq and is a predicted model, not a curated record. Bases 1 to 342 code for a protein of 113 amino acids. NCBI's taxonomy places the organism in Eukaryota, Metazoa, Platyhelminthes, Cestoda, Cyclophyllidea, Taeniidae. The transcript is spliced from 2 exons.